AUGCACAAAGAAUGCGCCAUUCAACAUUGCCGUGGCGCAGCGAUGGAGGGAAAAUUUGUUCCUCAGCUGAGAGGCGGGGUUUGGCGGGCGAGAGGAGGCGAUAGAGAAGGAAAGAAUCAGCUGGUCGCAGUCGCCCUGCAAGCGCACACACAUACACGUACAUUGGUUCCAGUAACCCCUAACCUUCAAUUUCAACGAGUCAGAAGCUUAAAAACAUGCCGUUCAUGGGAAGAGACUGGCGUGCCCCUGGCGAAACCUGGAUCAGAACUCCUCACACCAACGGCUGGGAAAGAACCAAACUCCGACCAAUCCAGGUAUAUUUAAAUGGUUUUUUCCUUUCCUCUAUUGUUUCUCUCAAUUAAUUUUCUGCAAAUUUAUUCUAUUUUUCUUGUUGAAAAAAAAAAUCUAUAUCUUUAAUCCGCGGUUAUAUAGAACAUCUCUUUUCAGUAAGGGUUGAAUGUCGAGAACAUUCAGCAUCAAAUUAAAGUUCAACCAAGGUUAACCUACAUAGUUUUCCACUGCAUGUUGUUUUUUGACGUUUAAAAAAACUUGGUAUAGCGUCAAGCAGAUCGAUUCACUCUUUUCUUUUCAAGGCGCGCUGUUUUUUUUUUGUCGAUGCGAGUCGGCGGCGGCGUCAAUUCCCACAACAACAAACAAGAAAAAAAUGAGGCCUGAUAGCUAGCAAAAGCCUUUUCUAAACUAUUUUAGGCCUUAUUAUCACUGCAAUCGAUGGAAACGAUAACAAAAAACAUGAAAAUCGAAGUUUUUAAAGUAUUUCGGUUAGCGUACCCCGAAAGAAUUCUUUUCUAGAAUAUGGCGAAAUCGAUUCAAACAUACGUUUUCAAAAUGAGACUCUGUUCUCUCAUUUUGAACCAUUUUCAAAACUGUAUCUUUGAUUCUUUGUAUUAUUUAUUUGAAAACCCUCUUAGAGUUUUUUGUCAAACUUGAUGAAUAAUUUUAUAUUUAUUUCUUUAGCGGUCAGAAACUCUCCUCCCCAGAGAAAUGCAUUCUAGCAAAACUCGAGUCACAAUGGUAACCAACAGGUUCAGAGAGAAAGAGAGUUGUGCGGUAAAAUGGAGGCUGAACAGACAAACCCCAGGCCUCGGUCCAAGGCUGUCUCUCUUUAUUAGGCAUUACACGGGCAUCCGUUUUCAAGCAAAUGAGGUGCGAAACGUCAUGGCAACCUGCCACGCUUUUCCGCCUCUAAACCUGCUUUGAUGGCAAUCACACGCCUCGCUCUCCUUUUCCUUUUAAGGAGAACAAAAGUCGACCUUGUGCACUUGUGAUAUGCGAGUGGUUGAAAAAACGACAUUUUUGAUGAAGAAAUGGAGAAAAUGGAUGAAAAAAAUAAAAUUGUUUACACCCAAUGUGCAAAAGUCCACGCGCAGGAUCGUAAUAAUCAAAUUAUAUAUUCGGAAAACUUUUUCAAAAAGCACAAAAAGCUGCUCGUAUGUUCAAAUUAUCAUAAAAAAAGGCUUCGAAGCGAUCCGAUCAGUAAUAAAAAAACUAAUAUAGCUGGAAUUCAAAAAGUUUGCGCUUAGAGACUUCAUUUAAAAAUUUUUGUUUUUUUAAAAAAAGAAAAAUCGUUAAGGAUGUACACAUAUGGUCGCGGAAAAUGGUUAAUUAAAUAAUUAAUGAUAAUCUCGUAUUAAAAUAAUAAAUUGAACAUGAACUUUGAUAAAAUAUUGUUUCUUGUCCAGUUUUUCAUGGCGUUUUUCUUGCUAAUGAGAGUCUAAAAAAAGAGAAAGUGAAGCUUUUUUGCACUAUGUGUGCUUUGUGGACGGAACUUGGACUCUUUUUUCUUAACGCGGAACUUCUUAAAACAGCUGUCGUAAGCACUUUUUGUUCCCAAAUGGUUCCGUGCUCUCCCGAAAGCCUUUAUUAUCACAGCUUGACAAAGGUGUACACUUCAAUAUUAUGAGGGAUUGCAGAUCAGUUCGGACCCGAUCCCGAUUCCUGGAGCAGUGGAGUGCGACUUCUCGCUUUCCCACACCGUUUCGUCGACCUCUUUGCAGUCGCUCGAGUCCUCCCGCAGCAGCUUCUCCGACGACUCUGGUAUUUACUUGUUGAGAUUUCUCGCCAAAACAUCACGCUUAUGAUGAUGUGAUUGGGCUCGCAAAUGAAAAAACCCCGUGACUAUUGUUUGGAGAUCUAUUUGAUUUGUUUUCUUUUUGUACUUGUGAGAUUUAGCUGUUUUUGAAAAAACAGAGAAAAGCGCCGAGCAAAGUGCGAAAUUGAGGGAACACGAAACCAAACCACGAGGGUCUCAGGACCAGCGAAGGGUCACGAUGCGAAGCUGUUGUCUGUUGGUGACAACCGGCCAGCUGUAUUUACUUUCCGAUGUUUACGAGUCCUUAUCAACUGACCGGCCAUCUAGUAAUCUCAAUCAUUUGAUAAAAUACGUUAUUCUAGUGGAAGAAAUUGUACACAUGCCGUGUUCAAAGUGAAUCCGAGAAAUUUAAAAUAGCCGUCAGAGAGUGAAAAAUAUAAUUAGUUUUUAAAGAGUCAGACACAAUUUUGUGUUUCGCGGAAAUUAUUUUGAACAAGCGACAGGCCUAUUUAGACUGAAUCACAGUCAAAUUUGAAAAGUUUAACUAUCCGAGAAAAAAACUCUGAAAAACAAAAUUAUAUUAGAAAUGUAAUUAAAGUGGGACUACGGAAAUAAAAAAACUUCGACGGAUUUCCGAAAAAAAUUAGUUAUACCACGUCAAAAAAAUAUUUUUUUGAAAUGAUAUUUUUUUAAUUUUUUUGUAUAGUCGAUGUGCCACAAGUUGAAAUUUCAUGGAACGACACUCCGCUGUUUCGAUUUUGUGCGGUAGCGCGCAUCUUGCGAAUUCGCCACCUUCGGCCACGCUAACUUUUUUUUGGUUUUCAUUCUAAUUUCGAUCGUUUUUUUAUUGUUUUUAUUUCAUUAAAAUGUAAUAUUAUCUUUGAAAAGGAUUGCGUUGUAAAAAUGUAAAAAGAAAGAACACAGUAAAUUUCACGAUGUUUCUCGAAAAAAGCGAUUAAAAAAAAGUUUGAAAAACUUCAUGUAUUCGUCAAUCGCUUUAAUAUUGUUUUUCUCGUUUCUCAAAAAAGGUUUCAAAGGUUUACCAAAAAGAUUUGCGGGUGAAACAGGCCGUAAACGCCACAAUAUUCUACAAUAGUUUCUGUGUUUUUUUUAAAGCCAUGUUUUAAUGUUUUCAUCGUUUUUUUUUCUGUUUGCAGUCGUUAAUUGUUUUUUUCAGAAAGUGAGCGCCUUAUAAAAUGAAGACGUGUACUUCCAUGAGCACAUGCACCAUAGUUUGAAGAAAGGUUUUCGUUCUUUUUUUUUAAAUGGAGCUUUAGAUAAAUCGUAUUGCUGAACUAUGCGUCAGAAAUGGGGCGUGAACAGUGAGCACAUGGAACAGUGGAAACGAUGUGCUGAACGAAAUGUCCAGAAAAACUAAUAAUUUUUUUGAACUUAUGUAUCUGUUUUUUUAAAUAAAAUUCGUCGAUGUAGAAACAUUCAAUUUUUUUAAAAUCAUUCACUGUGUAUUUUAUUUCUGAUUGGGAUAUUUUUUUACAUUAUUUGAAAUGAAAAAAAGAAAUGUCGAAAAAGGCUCAAUGAAGGUAAAAUAACGGAAAAUAUUGAACAAAACCAAAGACCAUCUCAUGAAAAAAAACUUUCAAAUAUUAUAAACGCAUUUUUCGCUUAAAAAUUCGAAAAAUUACUCUACUUUAUUUUUUUAUCAAUGAAAACAGUCUAUCCACUAGAAAAAGAUAAUUAUGAGUUUGGCACGAAGAAAACUAUUAAAAACAUAAUUAAAAUAAUGAACAUUUCGAAUAAAACAAAAAAAUGGAAAGCGCGACCGAAAUUCGCAAAGGCAAGGCGCUUUCACGGCCACGGCCACCCAACGGAGUGUCGUUCCAUGAAAUUUCAAGUCGUGGCACAUCGACUAUAACGUUGCGAAGUUAUUCGCAAGAUCAAACUUUGAGGAAUCGUUUUUUUCUAAAACUAGAAGUUUUCGCAGGUAAAAACUGUACGGAACCUUUGCCUUAACCUUCACAGAGAUGCGUAGGGGCAAAAUUUCCCGAAUUAUUUCAAACGAAAAUGAAAUGAACCACUUCAGCUUUUUUUUUGUGAAACUGCCUGAUUUUUUGGAAAACUGUCUAAAGGAUAAUUAUUUGCAGUGUCAGAUGCGGACGAGACAUGGGUGCCGCACUGUUUCGUCAAGAGCAACUCUAAAGAGGUUGGUUUGGGUCGAAGUCGAAGUGACGUCGAACGAAGGGUCACUCUGAGACAGCUGACUGGCUCAGCUGACAGCCCUAUGAGCUACAGAGUGCGGUCACAAGUUCAUGAAAUUUUUCCGAUGAGAAUCGCCAAGCAGCUGAUACGAAGCCUAUUAUUAUUUGGUUCGGAAAAACGAUAGAAGUGAAAAAGCCUCCUUUUUUUGAUUGAUUUUUUUAUAGCUGAAAUAUUUUUUUACUCUGAAAAAAAUCUAUAAUAAUUUUUUUGUCAAGAAUCAUGUGAUCCUGUAGAUUAUAGGCCGCGUUUUUUUCUAUGGAGAAUAUAUUAUCUGAAAACUUCAAGAUAAGACUGAGAAUGAAGAUUACAAAUGGAAAAAUUGCACUGUGCUUUGUCAAAAGAUUUUCCGUAAACAGGAGUUUUAGAAAGGUCCCUAUAGGGUUUAGGGGAAAAAACAGCCUCUAGAAUGACCGCAAAGUGGUCCCUAUAGGGAUAAAAUCAAGGUGGCCCCUCUAGGAGUUUAGGGUUUGAUCACUUAGCCCCUAAAGCUUAAGUGAUUCCUAUAGCCCUAUAGGCUAUAGGGGUCGUUCAAUUUUAUUCAAAAAUGUUUUUUUUUAGUUUUCCGCAUGAAAAUGUUUCUUCGCAUAAAGUUCAUAAAAAGUAUCGAUUGUCAUGUCCCCUACAGGGACCACUUUGGCCAGCUUCAGUGGCCCCUAGAGGGGACCCUCCAAGGGCCCCUAAGGUCGCGUCUAUAGGGACCACUCUGGAGUUCCUAAGUAAGGAAAAAAAUAUCCUCAUUUCAAUUUAUUAUAAUGGGUUGUAGUUAAACAAGAGUUAGAAAAUGAAAAGAAAAAAGAUAGUUUCCAUUUUUCAUUAAUUAUUACAGUUUGUCGGCUGCACAAGCAUGAGCGAGGCCUUCCAUCGACUCGACUUGGCUCGUGCCGUUUCCGACGUCCGUCGGUUCAACUUCGUUUGCAAGGUUCGUCACAGUUUCCCAGUUUUUUGGGGCAAAAACUGUUGAGUGGCUUCUUUUGGGAUUGUUGAAUUCCAAUCGGAAGUGGAUGAAUUGAACUAUGUUUUUUUUUUUGGAAUUGAACCUAGAUAACCAGAGUUUAGCCCUUCCUAUAAACAAAACAAGUUUGUCAUUAUUUCAAGAGAUGUAGAAUCAAGUACGGCUACAGUACGUGAGAAUCAGCAUUUUAUUUCCCAAAUAUAUUGAUUGGAUACGGUUCAAAACGAUUUCGAAUUCAGAACGUAGAACCGCCGGCUUCUUCAUUGUGACUCUGAGGUCUUUUAAUAACAAAGAGCUUCAAAAAAAGAAAAGUUAUUUUGAAUCUCGCAAAAAUAAAAACUACGCUCUUGACUCUGCAAAAAAAAACCGUGCAUGUCAUUGUUUUGCGUGGCUGUUGAAGAUAGUCCACAAAAUUAGAGACCCAGAGUCGCGAUUCGAGAGCCGCGAGUCCUAUGUUUUUCUCAUCAGGUUCUCCCCAUAUGUUUUGGUUGUUUUUUGGCGAGACUUUUUUUUUGGCUAGCGGAAAAUUUUGCUAGGCGAAAAACAACACUUAUAAAACAAACUCGAGAAAGAAAAAUACUUGUUGCAGGUCGUGCAGAUUCUUGUCGAAGAGAAGCUACCGAACCUUUCGGCGACCGCGCGCAAGUCUCUUCUGGGUAUUCUGACGGCGAUAGUGCUGCGCGCCUCGAUCGAAGAUGUGCACUUGUCAACGGCACGAGAACUUGUCCAGCAGGUCUGCCGAGCCAAACGGCCUUAAAAAUAAGAGUCUUAAGCACCUUUUUGAGUUCCUUGAAAAGUGUCAAAAAAAAAUCAGAAUUUCCUUUUUCCGUCUUCUUUUUUUGUCUUUCUUAAAAGUUAAAAGGUCCCUUUCAGAAAAAGCUCAAAAAAGGCCUUUUUUCAAAAGUUCUUUUCGAGACCUUUUGGACUUUCCCUUGCACCUCCUCGGAGAUCUUACAUAACCUAGAAGCUUCUUCGAUUCUGACAUGUGAUAUCAUGGUUUUACAAUCAAAGUCACGUUAAAAAUGGAGUUCUUUGCGUAGAAAAUGAGUUCAGAAAAUGUCAUCAGAACCUGUCUCGAACUAUCAAGUUUUCCAAUUUAGUUCGGUUCUGCACUGGAGGGACACGUCUGCGGCUCUCCCCAGCUCGUUUCCAGACAUCAACACGUGGCCGGAGGCUUGCUCGACGUCAUUUCCGAACACCAGCCUCGUACCGCAGCCGACGCCGACGAGAACAGCACCACUUUCUUCGAUUUGCCUCGCGAGGUCAGAUCACGAGCUGCACCGAUGCGAAUUGGCUUUUUUCAGGUAGUUGCAAUGAUACUGCGACGUCUGCCCGACCAUAAGUCGCUUCUGGAGACGGCUCUCGCUCACGAAGCUCUCCAAGCGCUGAUCGACAACGAAGGGCGGAUCUGGGAGUCGAUGUGCACUUUCCACUUCCAGCCCUACCAGAUACAGCAGCGAAAGACCGGCGAAAAGCCUUGGCGCCAGGUUUUCUUCGAGCUGAAAAAGUACCACGGCGUUCGAGAAGUAAGCAGAAGAGCUCAAAGAGCCAAAAAAGAUUCAUUUUCAGGUCUAUGCCGACCUGAUCCACAUCUGCUGCCACUGCAAGGCGCUCUUUUGGAAGAGCCUGGGUCAUCCUUGUGUCCGCGCUGACACGGCUCCCUCGGUCCGCGUCACACCCAGACAGUUUGUCGACAUGCUCAUCUACCUCUAG
Caenorhabditis auriculariae is the source of this 6932-nucleotide messenger RNA. The record is from the annotation of a GenBank genome assembly. Lineage: Eukaryota; Metazoa; Nematoda; Chromadorea; Rhabditida; Rhabditidae.